CACCUCGCCUGAAAUGAACAUAUCAUGCUCUGCUAUUUAGGAGGCCACCGGCUUGCUUGUGGUCGUCUCCUUGUUCCAAUCCACCAUGUUGCUGCUCCCUCUUUCGCUCCUCGUCUCCGCCUUUUUCGGCGUUGCCAGCGCGUCCCCGAUCCAAGUACCGCUCGUAGCGCCCCACGACGCUUCCGAGGAGUCGUUGCAACGCAUAGACACGGGCCUCAAGGGGCGCUUCUUGCACCUCACAGACAUGCAUCCCGACAUGUAUUAUAAACCCGACGCCGCGGAGUCGACUGCCUGCCAUAGGAGAAAGCCCAAGAAAGAGAAAGAGCGCGGUGGAUACUAUGGGCUACCGUAUGGGGACUGUGAUUCGCCUUUCACACUUACAAACUUCACUCUUGAUUUCUUGGAGAAACAUUGGGCAAAUGAAAUAGAUUUUGUUGUUUGGACCGGAGACAGCGCUAGACACGAUAAUGACCGAGAGGUUCCGCGAACCCCAGAUGAGAUUUACGAACUUAAUCGUGCAGCAGCUCGCCGAAUGAACGAGAUAUUUACUUCACGUGGUAUACCCGUGGUACCGACUUUAGGAAAUAACGAUGUCUGGCCACAUAAUAUAAUGGCAGCUGGUCCGAAUAGUAUUACCAACGAAUUCUCAAGCAUAUGGAUGAAUUUCAUUCCGUUCGAGAGCUUUCAAGUGUUCCAGCGAGGUGGCUAUUACUCAGUGGAAGUCGUCCCGGACGAGGUUGCUGUGAUCAGUUUGAAUACAAUGUACUUCUAUGAUUCCAACAAAGCCGUGGGAGGGUGCGAAUACGGAGAGGGUGAUGACCCGGGAAACCUCCAAUUCGACUGGUUUGAAGUGCAGUUGGACCGCUUCCGUGAGCGCGGUAUGCAGGUCUGGGUGUCUGGUCACGUCCCGCCCUCACCAGGUAAUUACUUCCCGGGCUGCUUUGUACGGUAUGCGGAUCUUGCCCUGCGAUACCAGGAUACGAUACUCGGACAUCUGUUUGGCCACAUGAAUGUAGACCACUUUUUCUUCUUGGAACCAGAAGAUACUGUGCUCCCUGAAGAGAGUUCAGCGAAGCAUCUUGAGGAAAAGAUUGGCGAACGGAGUCAUUCGUCGCUCGCAGAAACAUUGUUUACGGAUUUUAGUACACUUCCGAGGAAGGGGAAGACCGACCUGGAUGAAUAUGUGAUAAUUAAUGUUGGACCGUCGGUAGUGCCGAACCCAUAUGUGCCGACGUUCCGAGUGUAUGCGUACAAUGCUACGGGCGGGUCCAGUGAUCAGCCAGGGGAAGCAUUGCCGGAGCCGGACUCUGACCUGAAAAAGAAGAAAAAGAAGGGCGGAAAAGGAAAGAAGCGGAAACACGGUCAUCGGCAUCCCGGACGGGAGACCAAUGUUGAUUGCAAGAAGAAAGAAAACCGAGGAACAUGGGCAUGUCGACCACGAAAGCCUCAGUAUGCCAGUGAUGACUCGCCCAGUCGGCGAAACACGCUAUGGACGCCACUCGGCUAUGCUCAGUACUGGCUACCGAAUUUGGACGAGGCGAGCAAGGACGCCAAGCCGAAGUUCAAGCUGGAAUACACGACGAUGAGCGCGUCUAAUGCGCGACGAGCAUUCCCACCGAAGCAGCUACCGAAAUCGCUGCGAGGUGCGGGAAGGGAGGGAGAGGGAGAGGCGGAGGUGAAGAAGAAGAAGGGGCGAAAGUACACACCGUAUAAGCUUGAUGAUCUGACGAUUGGGUCAUAUCUUGGGUUAGGACGGCGGCUGGGGGAUGAGAAGGAGGAAGGCGUACGUGCGCUGUUCCGGCGAUACAUGUAUCAGAACACGGAGUAGAGUAGAACUAGAGGUGUAGUGGUGUC
Fomitiporia mediterranea MF3/22 is the source of this 1854-nucleotide messenger RNA. RefSeq lists its product as uncharacterized. Gene Ontology annotation, molecular function: exopolyphosphatase activity; endopolyphosphatase activity. The coding region runs from base 86 to 1828 and encodes 580 amino acids. NCBI's taxonomy places the organism in Eukaryota, Fungi, Basidiomycota, Agaricomycetes, Hymenochaetales, Hymenochaetaceae. Gene Ontology annotation, cellular component: membrane; fungal-type vacuole. The record is from RefSeq and is a predicted model, not a curated record. The transcript has 16 exons. Gene Ontology annotation, biological process: polyphosphate catabolic process.